GUGGAGGUGGAUGGGAAACCCAAGAAAAUACGAGGACGACGGCGGCGGCGACGAUUCCAACGAGAGGAGAAGCGCAAGGAGGAUAGGCGGCGGCGGCGACUGGGCGAAAGUGAUCAGAGCUCGCGAGGAUGAAGGCGACGGUGAAGGGCAGGUACGAGGGCGACAAGGCCACGGCCGCCGCCACCCUCGCCUUCACCCCCUCCGCCGCCGACCUCCGCUUCAAGGCCUCCGCCACCGAUGCCGCCUUCGCCCGCGGGCCCUCCCUCGAGGGCCUCAUCCUCACCCUCGAGAAGCCCGGCUCCUUCCUCCUCGACCUCAAGCCCCACUCCAAGGAUGUGCGCUUCCAAUUCAUGAACUCCGCGCUGCUGCUCGACCGCCGCGUCAGCCUCACCUACACGCACUCCACCACCCUCUCCCCGGGCCCCGCCAAGCUGCCCGCCCGCACCGCCCUCGACGGCUCCCUCACCUUCGAUCCGGCCAACAAGCUCAGCCUCUCCCACACGCUCGGCUCCUCCGGAUGCCGCGUCAAGUACUCCUACGCGCACGGCCAAGACCGCCUCACCACCAUCGAGCCCUGCUUCGACACCGCUAACAACGCCUGGGACUUCGCCGUCACCCGCAAGUUUCAAGGAGGGGAUGCCAUCAAGGCCACCUACCAAGCCUCCACCAAGCUCCUCGCCCUCGACUGGACCAGGGACUCCAAGAUCGGUGCCUCCUUCAAGGUCGCAGCGUCAUUUGAUCUGUCUGACCAAAGCAAAGCGCCAAAGCUAAUAGCGGAGAGCACGUGGAAUUACGAGAUCUGAUUGCCUCUUCUAGGAGGCAGGCAACUCCUGCUUAAGAAGCACCCUUGUCAUACUGGUUGUCUUGUACUUGGGAACUAUUCUUUCUGGGUGCAACAAUUUCAAUACCUACUGCCCUUUGUUCAUUUUUGGCUGCCCUAUGAUUGGAGUUGUCAUGGCGAUGCUACGGCAUUGACAAUGAACACCGAUUAUCUUUUACUAUAUUCUCUAAUGCACAUGAUAUGAUUGAACAAAAUGCCUUUGGUGGCGAGAAUUCGAGCAUUGGUGUUUGCUCCUUGUUCAGAUAUACGGUUGAUGUUCUUUCCUUCCUUCUGGGAGCUUGUAAAACGUUGAAUUAGCUUGCCACAUUUUUGUUACAUUUGUUUGGACAAGACAAGGUGGGCAGAAGGCAAAAGAAGGAAGAAGCUAAAGAGUGGUUGUUGAUGAUGUUCUAUACUUCUUCCUUAUCGUACUUAUAUUAUUAAAGAGUGGUUGAAAAGGAACUA
Messenger RNA from Oryza sativa Japonica Group (Japanese rice), 1285 nucleotides. NCBI's taxonomy places the organism in Eukaryota, Viridiplantae, Streptophyta, Magnoliopsida, Poales, Poaceae. The record is from RefSeq and is a predicted model, not a curated record.